AUGUUAUUUUCGCUGGACGGGCUGUUGGUGAAGGGCGAGGAGGAGACGCAGUUAAGUGCAGCGGAGGGACAACAACUCGUCGCUCUCUACCGUCUUUUUCACCGCCUGCAACAUUCUUCGCAGCCCGUGCGGGACGGUGGCAUCAGUCGCGGGGCGGCGGUGCAGCGUGUGCCAUUUCCUGCCUUUCUGCGCCCCGUCCGCUCACGCAUGGGGGCGACGGCGGGAUCUUUAGCAGGUGUCAGGGCCCAUAUGGACGUCAACGUCCCGGACAGGAACGAGGAGGCACGCGGCGACGAGCGGGAGGAGGGGCCCGGCAAUGGCACAAGCAACGCGGAUGACAACGACACGGAGUCUGUUGCGGUUCUCUGCGGCAACACGAAUAGGGCGGCUAAUGGCAUGGAGGAGGCACAUGUGCGGGCAUCACUCUCCUCCGGCAGCGGCGCAAACUUGUCCAGUGGGCAUGGCAGCGGUGGUGCGGGGGCAGCCGUACUUCAAAUCUGCACAUCGCAGCGGGAAUUAUUUUGCGUCCAGCGAGUUUCCCCGGAAACGAAUGACGCAAUUUUCUUCUGCGGCGCAGCGGUGGUGCAGCCACCGGCGUCGUGA
Molecule: messenger RNA, 603 nt
Organism: Trypanosoma cruzi
Lineage: Eukaryota; Euglenozoa; Kinetoplastea; Trypanosomatida; Trypanosomatidae
Exons: 1
Coding region: 1-603 (200 amino acids)
Source: RefSeq, a predicted model, not a curated record